AUGAAUUCCUUGUAUACGCUCGGGCUCAGGCAGACUGCUUCUAUUAAUGGCGACUUGGAAAAGCUACGCUCUGGGGAUGCUUCUCCAGAUUACAAGAUAUCUACCUCUUUGGCAGGCUUCAACAGAACAAUUGAUGACUAUGAGACAAUGGCCAAAAAGGAGAUGAUCAAGGCGAAGCAAGAGAAAGCAUUCAUGCGGGUAUCCAAGUUUCGCGCUGAUGCUACAGAAUUACGUGCGGAGUUUGACCGAGUGAAGAAUCAGGUUGCCAACGCGAAAGCAAAAGCCAACAGGGACGAUCUCUUGGGUGAUGCGAACCAAGCUGGUUCAUCUAUACCACGGCAACGGUUCAACACUAACAAUCCAUCAAACACGGGAGAACACUCUGAAAAUCCCUUUGCUGCAUCAGCACAGCCAACAUACAACCUGCGAGAAGAUCACGCUCUGCGAGAACACUCGUUUAUUGAUUCGACGGAGAAUCAGCUAGAUGCAUUCAUCGCACAGGGCCGUGAAGUUUUGGACAACUUGGUGGAUCAGCGGAACAUGCUCAAGGGAACCCAACGUAGGCUUUUGGACGCCGCCAACACCUUGGGAUUGAGUAGGGAUGUAAUAGGCUGGAUUGAGAAGCGAACGAUGACCAAACUGCCUCCAGGCUUUACUCAUGAAAUAAAGCAUCAUCUAACACAUGACCCUCCGUACGACGCGCGAACGCAAGUUCCUUUCGUCGACCUUGACAACUAUUGCUGUGGUGCACAUGGGUUAUCAAUCUUGAUUACAACCGAAGCAGGGAACGGGAUUCACCGAGUGCUCUUCGACACCGGCCCUGAACCCAAAAGUAUCACGAGGAAUCUCGCGGCCUUGCAAACCCCAACAGAGUCGAUAGAACGUAUCGUACUCUCCCACUGGCAUCGUGAUCAUUCGGGUGGUAUUGUUGCGGCUCUUGAGCAAAUUGCCCUCGCUCGGGCGAAGAAGCAAGAUGGAUCAGGCGAUUCAAGCACAGAUUCUCCGCCCGUUGUUGAUCUCCAUCCAGACCGACCCAUUGCUCGAGGCAUUGCACCACCACCUACCGGAAAGGUUAUUUGUCGGCUUCCCGAGGACCCAACACAUUCUGAUGUUCUUGCUGCCGGGGGAGUGGUAGAGACUCAUUUGGAAGGGCAUCUAGUCGCGGGGAAUAGUGUAUGGGUCAGUGGUGAGAUUCCACGGGUAACAAGCUUCGAAACUGGCCUGCUCGGUGGUGUCCGAUGGCGUGAAUUCCAUUCUACAGCCUCCGACGAGACUCGGGGUGAAUGGGUGCCGGAAGAAGAUAUCAUGGACGAGAGAUACGUUGCCAUUGAUGUACUUGGGAAAGGACUGGUGAUCCUGAGCGCCUGUUCACAUGCAGGUAUAUGCAACGUGAUACAUGCCGCGACCACUGCAUUUCCAGAGCGGCCUAUACACGCGAUUGUUGGUGGUUUCCAUUUAGCCGGACCCGAGCUUCAAGACCGUGUGGGCCCGACAGUCGACUUCAUCUCUGAACGACUUAUUCCGACUCCCUCGUAUGUUUUACCAAUGCAUUGCACCGGGUUUAAUGCGAAGGUCGCCCUGGCUCAAGCGCUCGGUGAUGCCUGCGUACCCGCCGGCUCGGGAAUAAGCGUUGAGUUCAAAGGUAUCGACUCACAGGCAGACGAACGUUUGAUGGGGGCACGCAUACACGAUUGA
Molecule: messenger RNA, 1695 nt
Organism: Rhizoctonia solani
Lineage: Eukaryota; Fungi; Basidiomycota; Agaricomycetes; Cantharellales; Ceratobasidiaceae
Product: metallo-beta-lactamase superfamily protein
Exons: 9
Coding region: 1-1695 (564 amino acids)
Molecular function (GO): transferase activity
Source: RefSeq, a predicted model, not a curated record